Messenger RNA from Erigeron canadensis, 1587 nucleotides. Its product is annotated as UDP-glycosyltransferase 75C1-like. NCBI's taxonomy places the organism in Eukaryota, Viridiplantae, Streptophyta, Magnoliopsida, Asterales, Asteraceae. Gene Ontology annotation, molecular function: UDP-glycosyltransferase activity. The record is from RefSeq and is a predicted model, not a curated record. The coding region runs from base 34 to 1512 and encodes 492 amino acids. The transcript has a single exon.
CCUAAGUUAACGCUCACACUAUAACAAACAAAAAUGACAAAACUUAUUAAUCAAAAUCAGCCUCAUUUCCUCUUAGUCACCUUUCCAGCCCAAGGUCACAUUAACCCGGCAAUUCAGUUCGCAAAACGUCUCGUCCAAUUAGGAGCCAAUAUAACCUUUGCCACCUCUAUCUCUGCAUACCGUAAGAUGCGCAAAGCUGGCACGAUUCCUGACGGUUUCAAAUUUACGGUGUUUUCAGAUGGUUUUGAUGAUGGUUUCAAUCCGAAGAUCCAUGACCGGGCAGUGUUUAUGACUCAGUUAAAGAGCCAGGGAACACGGAUCCUGAAAGAAACAAUUCUUUCUAGUGCCGAAAAUGGGUCUCCUGUUACUUGCUUGGUUUACACUUUACUACUUCCUUGGGCCGCAGAGCUGGCUCGUGGCCUAAACGUUCCCACGGCACUUCUUUGGAUUCAACCCGCUUCUGUAUUACGAGUAUAUUACUAUUAUUUCAACGGGUACAAAGAAUUAAUUGGCGACGAUUGUAACGAACCCUCGUGGUCUGUUGAAUUACCAGGGUUACCCUCACUCAAAAGCCGUGACCUUCCUUCCUUUUGUCUCCCUUCAAACCCAUAUGAGCAUGCAUUGCGUUUAUUUAAAGAGCAACUAGAUAUGUUGGAUUUGGAAGAUAACCCAAAAAUACUUAUAAAUAGCUUUGAUGAUUUGGAAAAAGAGGCGUUGAAAGAAAUCGAUGGCAAGCUAAAGUUGAUCGCUGUAGGACCGUUGAUUCCUUCGGCUUUCUUGGAUGGAAAAGAUCCAUCUGACAAAUAUUUUGGGGGAGACUUGUUUAAAACAUCAAAAGACUAUAUGGAGUGGAUGAACACAAAGCCUGAAGGAUCCAUUGUUUACAUAUCUUUUGGUAGCAUCAUAAUGUUGUCAAAGAAGGAAAAGGAGGAAAUGGCUCAUGGGCUAUUGGAAAGCAAUAGGUCUUUUUUGUGGGUUAUUAGAGAAAAAGAUAGCAACAUGGUCAAAGACGAAAAGGCGGAAGACGAAGAAGAAGAGGAACUAAGUUGUAUGGAGGAAUUGGAGCAAUUAGGAUUGAUAGUUCCAUGGUGCAGUCAACUAGAGGUGUUAUCGCACCCGUCUUUAGGAUGUUUUGUGACACAUUGUGGUUGGAACUCGACGUUGGAGAGUAUAGCCUGUGGGGUUCCUGUGGUUGCAUUUCCUCAGUGGACGGAUCAGACAACAAACGCAAAGCUUCUAGAAGACGUAUGGGGAACAGGGGUGAGGGUUACCGCGAAUGAAGACGGAGUUGUUCCUGGCAAGGAGAUAAAGAAGUGCAUAGAAAUUGUGAUGGGCGGUGAUGAAAAUGGGGCAACAAUGAGAAGGAAUGCCAAAAGGUAUAAGGAUUUAGCUAGAGAGGCCGUGGAAGAAAAUGGAUCUUCUUACACGAAUCUAAAGAAUUUUGUUGAAGAAGUCGAUCAAUCGAUGGAAGAUCGAAUAAAGGAUUCAAACCCGAAUUUGAGUCUACUAUAGUUAGGGGUGAUGACCAUGGUUUUUUUUUUGUUCUGUUUUUGCUAAAACUGAAAAUUGAACUAAAAAUUCGGUUUU